This is a messenger RNA of Bipolaris zeicola 26-R-13, 1881 nucleotides long. RefSeq lists its product as uncharacterized. The transcript has 3 exons. The record is from RefSeq and is a predicted model, not a curated record. NCBI's taxonomy places the organism in Eukaryota, Fungi, Ascomycota, Dothideomycetes, Pleosporales, Pleosporaceae. The coding region runs from base 1 to 1881 and encodes 626 amino acids.
AUGAAGCCUCAACUCCUUUCGUUGCUGCCGCUGGCAUCCGUUGCUAGCGCCAGCUGGUCCAAGAAUCUGAAUUACCGCUCACCUUCGGAACACCAUCCGGCUCUUGGAAUCUCAAUCCAUAAGGUGGCAAAGAGAAAUGAUCCAGCAUCCGCGUAUGAACCUUCCAGCUUGAACUUCACCCAUGGUGUUGCCUCGGGAGACCCAUACCCAGACAGCGUUAUUCUCUGGACACGCGUUGCGCCUCAGAACGACAAUUCGCAAUCCAAUGUUACAGUCACGGGUUACGCACCUCUUUUCGAUCACGACAACGAAAAGUACGUGCAGGUUUCCAAGUCGCCAAUUUGCGUGGAAUACAAGGUCUACGAGGACGAGGAAUGCUCGUCGACUGUAGACUCGGGCACAGUGUAUACCAGCUCUGAUGUUGAUUUUACGGUCAAGGUCGAGGCCAAGAACUUGAAGCCAUUCAGCACGUAUUACUACCAGUUCAAUGUAUGCAAUUCGGACAACAAGAGUCCUCUUGGCCGCACCAAAACCACACCAAAUGCCGACGACGACAUCACCAAUGUUAGGCUUGCUGUGUACAGCUGUUCAAACUAUCCCUUUGGCUUCUUCAAUGCGUAUGGUAACCCCGUGCGAAAGGACUCUGUUGAUUACGUCGUUCAUCUUGGAGACUACAUCUAUGAGUACAAGAACGGCGAGUAUGGCUGGGGUAACAGCAUUGGCCGUAUUCCCGAACCGGACCGUGACAUUUACACUUUGUACGACUACCGCAAGCGACUUGCAACCUACCGUACCGACUUGGAUCUUGUUGCCAGCCACCAACAAUUCGCAUGGAUCCCAGUUUGGGACGAUCAUGAAGUAGCUGAUAACACGUACCGCGACGGCAGUUCCAAACUCAACAACACCGAAGACUCCUUCGUUUACGAUGGGGGCGUUUCAGUCGACCAGCGUAAAAUGAACGCAGUUCGUGCCUACUUUGAAUGGAUGCCUAUUCGCCAAGUUGACAUGGACGAUAACCUGCGCAUCUGGCGGUCCUUCUCCAUUGGCAAACUGGUUGAUUUGAUCAUGCUCGACACACGCCAAUACGAUCGCUCUAUCACCGAUCUUUACUGGAAUACUGAUUACAUUCACGCUAUCUCUAAUGACGCCAGCCGCUCUCUCAUGGGUGCCAACCAGGAGAACUGGUUCUACCGCAGUCUCUCGCAUUCAGCCAAACGCGGCGCAACAUGGCGCGUUGUUGGCUCUCAGAUCGUCUUCUCGCGCCUGAACCAGUCCGCAGCAUACGGCGAAGAGAACCCACUCAACUACGAUGCAUGGGACGGGUAUCUCGCCAACAAGAACCGCACGCUGAACCACCUUUACAGCAACAACAUCAACAACAACAUUUUCCUCGCAGGAGACAGCCACGCUUCGUGGGUCAGCGACCUCAUCUGGCUCGACGAGAAGAAUUACGAUCCCAGCACGGGUGCCGGCAGCAUCGGAGUCGAGUUCGCUGGCUCAGCAGUAACUUCGCCCUGCCCUUAUGGCGCAAACAUUUCCCUUGCAACCGCAAACAACUACUCGUCCAUUAUUCAGUCGGCGAACCAGGAGCUGCAAUGGCAAGACUUGUACUACCGCGGUUACUUUGAGCUCCACUUUUCACAUGACGAGCUGACAGCCAAGUUCUUUGGUCUGCCAACGGUAGUCACGCGUAAUGGCUGGGAGAUUCCUCUUGCCAACUUCACCGUCAAGAGCGGAGAGAACAAACUCCAGCGUCCCGUCGCGGGCGGUGUUGUUGAGAGCGGUAGUUUGAAGGGAGGAAAGACGGUGCAGAAUAAUCUUACGCUCGAUACUAACAACGGCACUUGGUUUGUUAGUCAUGCCGACUUGUCUGUUUUGUGA